UCCUCCUCCCCUCGCUGGCUCUCUUCAGUAUGAUAUGUUUAUAGGCAUUGGCUGAGGGAGAGCGAGCAUUAUAGCUGCUCCUGCUUGACAAGGAAAGGAAGAGGAGAGGGCGCUGGACGUCAUGGCAUCCAAAGACACCGUUGCGACUGCUUUUCUUACCGUGAGUCGGGAAAUGACAGAGAGCAUCAGACGAGUUAUCGACAAGACAUCAAUCAAGUUGGUGAGAGCUAUCAAAGUAGAGAACAAGAGUGGUAAAUCAGAAGAUCGGAUUCUGGUUUUGGCAACAUGGCGGCUGUACCUCAUGGCCCCCAAGAUACCAACCAAGGUGGAACAAACGUUCAACUUCCUGGAGAUUCGGGCAAUGAACACCCACCCGGAUAAUCAAGUUGUCAUAGAAACAGACAAGUCCACAUAUUCCCUGAGGCUGCAGUCUAAUGACCACCUGGAUCAGCUGAUUAGCCACAUCAACUUUGCUCUCUCUCGGAUCUUCAACAACUCCAUCUACACCCCCUCCAUCUUUCACGCAGAUGGAGAUGUUACUGACGGAAAUCGAAAAUUUUCUCCCAGCUCUGAGAGUUCAGUGGAGACGCAAAGGGCAUGUGGGGGCUUUUCUGAGACAUAUGCAGCUCUGUGCGAUUACAAUGGCAUUACCUGUAAAGAGGAAGUGCAGUGGGAUGUGGAUACCAUCUAUCAUUCGCAGGACAACAGGGAGUUUAGCCUGUUGGACUUCAGUCACCUGGAAAGCGGGGACCUUGCGGUGAUUGUGGCGGCCAUGGCGUAUAACUCUUGGUUCACCAAACUUUAUUGCAAAGACUUGCGCAUUAGUUCAGAGGUCGUAGAACAGAUUCUGCACACUGUCAGUAAAUCCAGCAGUCUGGAGGAGCUCACGCUGGAAAAUGUGGGCCUUAAAGCAGAUUUCCCACAGAAAAUGGCCACUGCCCUGUCAGAAAACCCAGCAUCAGUCAUACACUCCAUUAACUUGGCCCACAAUACACUGGACAACCAAGGGGUGUCUAACCUUAUCCAGCAGGUGUGUCGGCUCAGUAAAGGCUUGCGUCUACUGAACCUCUCUAAGACGUCGCUGUCUUCAAAGGGUGUCACAUCUCUUUCUCAGGCCCUGUGCUCCAGUGAUGACUACUCCAACUCUCUUCUUCAUCUGGACCUGAGUAAGAACCCAGGGAUUCUGUCUGGAGAAGAUGCAACGAAUCUGUACCUGUUCCUGGCACAGCCGAACUGCCUGGUGCAUUUGGACCUGUCAGGCACCGACUGUACCGUAGACUCUUUAUUUGGAGCUCUACUGCGAGGCUGCUGUGCCGAUCUCUCCUACUUGAACCUGUCCAAAAACUCCUUCUCUCACAGGAAAGUGAGAGAGACACUUCCUUCGUUCCGCCAGUUUUUCAGUUCAGCAUUCAGCCUCACACACAUCAGUCUGGCAUCUAUGAAGAUGCCUCCCGACGUGCUGAGGGCUCUGUUCCUUGGGCUUUCAUCCAAUCCUCACAUCACUGACCUACACCUGGACAUCAGCGGCUGUGAGCUCAGGUCUGCUGGAGCAGGGAUAAUACAGGACCUGUUCCCCAGAGUCUCCUGCAUCAGCACACUGGACAUCUCAGACAACGGGCUGGAUGCUGAUCUCCUCUGUGUCAUUCCUGCCUUCUCCAGACACCCUUCCCUCAAACACCUGCUGCUGGGCAAGAACUUUAACAUCAAGGGCAGGGUUCUGGACGAGGUUCUGCAGAAACUAGUGCAUCUGGUGCAAGAGGAAGAGUGUGCCCUGCAGAGCUUGUCUCUGGCUGACUCCAGGCUGCGUUCGAGGGGCACGGUGCUCGUGAACGCCCUCGGCAGCAAUGCCUGCCUGAAGAAGGUGGACUUGAGCGGGAAUGGACUCGAUGACACAGGAGCAAGGAUGCUCAGUAAAGCUUUGCAGAUCAACACCACACUCAGGAGUGUGACGUGGGAUCGGAAUAACACAAGUGCUACGGGUUUCCAAGAUGUGGCUCGAGCCCUAGAACAUAACUUCACUCUGCAGUACAUGCCUAUCCCACUCAGUGAUGUCACACAGGCGUACCGUAGCGCCCCUGAAAGGACAGAACAGGCACUAACCAAGAUCCAGCGGGCUUUGUUAAGGAAUAACCAGACUCAGCGUUUCUCUCAGAAACAGGCUCUUCGGUUGCAUCAGGGCCUGGUCACUAGUACCGCAGAACAGGUGAUGGAGCGUCUGUGUGUGCGCGUGCAGCAGCAGGUGUGUGUGUUGAGAGGAACAGGUGAAGGGGAAGAGCUACAGGCUGCCAGACAGGUCCUCAAGGAAGCCAGGAACUCUCGAGCUCUGUACCCCUCGCUGUGUGAACUGGCCCACGUGCUGUCAGUGGACGGUCCGGUGAGACAGAGGCUGGACUCCCUGGCUGGAGAACUCGCCAAAGCAGCUGAUAAAGAACUACAGGUCAUUGUGGACUCCAUGGUGUCUCUGUGCCGGGAGCUGUGUCCGCUUUCUUGUGCCGCAGCGGAGUGUCUGUCUCCACCCCUCUCCUCCAUCUCUGAGCGCGUGUCCAUCCCUCGUUCGUCCAUUCGCACCGCUCUGAUGGAGAGAGCAGCUCAGGACAUCAACAGAGCUCUGGAGGAGGUGAAGCUAUCUGUGGUCUCGUAUCUCACUAACUCCAUAGUGGACCAGAUCCUACAGGAGCUAUAUGCCACACACAAAACCCUGGUACUAGAAACAGAUUUCUCUCUCCAUUCGUCUGUUCAUUCUGAACACGUGCACAAGCAUCGCUCUUCCUCACGCAUCUGUUCGUCAUCACAGCUCCGGCAGGUUUCACAGAUGAGACGGCUGGAAGACGGGGGAACAGCCAGGCGCACACACAGACACGCUGACAUACUGGAUGUUGUGGAGGAUGACUUUGGCAUCAGCAUACGGUCUUGUCAUCUGCUCAGUUCUCGAUGUUCUCACUCACUUCUGUCGCUCUGCACACAGGACACAAUUGCCAUUAAGAAACGCAGCUCCAGGACCAGACGCAUUCGUCCCGUGUCCAACAGACUCAGUCUAGGUGAUGACCCCAACUCUUCACCUUUAGUGUCCACUCCUCAGACAUCUGCUCCCCUUUCACGCUCAGCAUCAUGGGAAGGUCUGUCCACCCUUCCCACACAGGGUUCACCUCUGCGUCAUGUGACCCACGUCAGACCGCGUCCACCACGAAGACACAGGACUGCACACGCUCCCUUUGAGACACACUGCUCGGAGAAUGGUGGAGUAUCUCUAUUGGAUGAUGGACUGCCUGACUUCUACACCAAGAGAGUUUUACCAGACAGUCAGCUGUCAUCCCACCAUCACGCUCAGGCUCUGAGGAGGAAGAAAAGACGCAGUGUGCUGUCAAUCUUUUCCGGAUUCAGGAAGAACCGAAACUCUACCAUAUCAUAUCAGGAGUCAGACCCUACAGGAAGGGGCGGGGCCUGCGGGGAGGAAUGUCGCACUAAUAUUGCCACUGAGAAUGUGUACUCGUUGAUUCAACACCCGAAGGAUCGUGGGAGGUUAGACGUAGGCACUGAGGGCACCAAUGGGAGGCUAGUAGGGCCAGGUGUUCAGAGGACUCCUCAGCUGUCAGGACGGCCCAUUCAUGGUAUACCCCUGCCAGGAAUGAUGGGACUUAGCCCCUCCUGCUUCUCACAGAGACAGUCGCCUGAUUACAGUGAGGUGUUCGGCUCAUCAGAAGAGAUUGGAUAUGGAGAGCAUGAGAUGGAUCGGCAUUCAGAUAUCGUUGCUAAAGGGCACACGCCAUCUAUAGACAGACAGUCAGAAUCAGGAAGACAGGAAUCGCAGUCAGACAGCCAGAAAAAGGCAGACAGUAUAAUGGACCCUCAGCUGCUGGAAACCAGAAAAAGACCCGAGCCGCCGCCUCAGAGUACCAAGCCAAGCUUAGCUAAGACACGACAACGCCAUCUGGAGGAGAGCUCUGAUAAAUCUACUGAAGAUUCUGGAGAACUGAGGGAGAAGGAUGAGGAAAAAGAGGACAGGAGAUGUGGAGAAGACCAUAAACCAGAAGGACAGUCUCCACCCAUCCCUGAAAAGCCAUGUUAUUAUUCACCUCACACGUCCCCCAUUGGCUCCUCACCACAAGACGUGGCCAAUGAGAAUCAGCCAUUAGCUGCUCCGCCCACCUCAGCUAAGCCUGUGUUUCAUUCUGCUUCAGUAGAUUCUGCUUUGCUUCAAGGCGAUGAAGUCAAAAACAGCCCUGGAGGUCCCAUGAAACCACAUCGAAACAGGAAAGCAAACUCAUGUGACACAGGAAUGGAGCAGGAUGCCCGCUGUGAUCUGGAGAGAUCCUCAGAUCGCAAACCCCCUGUGAAAAAACCUAGACUCCCUCCGAAACGAAAUAAGUCCUUGGAUUUCCCUGGUCAUCAGAGUUCGGAGCCAAGCAACGCUGAAGCAUCAUGACAACCGUUUGAGCCAAAGCUCUGUGAAAACAGAGGGUCAUUGUGAUGCUGAGAGGAGAGAGAGGGAGAGAUAUGAUCAGAAGAUGAAUUUGCACCUUGAUGAAUUCAUAAAAACUCUUGCUUUCGGCUCUCAGACAAUUUCAUAGUCAUUUUACACACACAUAUUCAGCAUAUUCUUGCUUACUCAAGUGAGUUGUUUUGCUUCCCCUCCUGCUUUUACGUAACCAUCAUUCUUAACCUUCUGCCCCUAACUACAAUUCCUUUGUUUUACUCUCUCUCCAUCUCUCUCCCUCUGAGUCUUUUGACAAUCUUUGACAUAAAGAAACUUUUUGCAAUUUAUCUUUAAAACCAUAGAAUGAUAUUUUGUAAAGUAUAAUAUAUAAACAGAACCAAUAUUUGCACUAAUCAUCGCUUGAAUUCUCAUUCGGUUUAGUGGAUGUACCCCCCCCCCCAUGUCUAACAUUACCCAUGUGAAGUUUUGUAGUGUGCGACUAACUUAUUCUUAUAAUUUUCUGUCUACUCGAUCAAUAUCAUUAGCAGUAUUACUGUUGUCUUAAUCAGGCAUUGUUUAUGCAACUGGAUAAAUGUUUAAGAGUUUGCUGGCCCUAAAUGAGCUUUAUUUUCUACUAAAUGUGAUUGAAUGAAUAAAA
Onychostoma macrolepis is the source of this 5072-nucleotide messenger RNA. RefSeq names its product capping protein regulator and myosin 1 linker 3 (gene carmil3). Gene Ontology annotation, cellular component: plasma membrane; lamellipodium. Gene Ontology annotation, biological process: regulation of Arp2/3 complex-mediated actin nucleation; cell migration. Lineage: Eukaryota; Metazoa; Chordata; Actinopteri; Cypriniformes; Cyprinidae. The coding region runs from base 122 to 4423 and encodes 1433 amino acids. The record is from RefSeq and is a predicted model, not a curated record. The transcript has 39 exons.